Messenger RNA from Aspergillus udagawae, 2421 nucleotides. RefSeq lists its product as uncharacterized. Gene Ontology annotation, biological process: protein phosphorylation. The coding region runs from base 1 to 2421 and encodes 806 amino acids. Gene Ontology annotation, molecular function: ATP binding; protein kinase activity. The transcript has 4 exons. The record is from RefSeq and is a predicted model, not a curated record. Lineage: Eukaryota; Fungi; Ascomycota; Eurotiomycetes; Eurotiales; Aspergillaceae.
AUGGCUAAACCAGUGUUCACAAUUCCGCUAAUGCCGCUGGAAAAGAUUUUACUGUCGCAGGUCGCUCGCAUCGCUGGCUUGGAUACAACUUCCAACCCAGUGUCGGAUACUGAUACCGUAGUCUUCCGGGCAUGGAAUUGGACGAGCCUUGCGUACGGAUCUCUCAAGGAAGAUUUGAACAUCGACCAGCUGGCUGAAACCUAUAAUGGCGACCAUGACCUUGCAUACCGAGACUGUUUGCAUUUCCUAGCUCACCAAGGCCUUUUGGCCUCCAGCCAGUUUCGUUCAGAUGCUAUCAGGGCAGCAAACCCGAGCUUCCCAGGGGUGUUUACAGAACACACGAUCGAUUCCAUUGAAACAGGCAUUCAUCCAGACGACCGAGAGUCUUGGAUAAUCGUAUCAUGGAUGUUCCAAGGGGGGCACCUUUACUGGGAUCCGUUGUCAUUCACGCAUCAGGAACGAACCUACGACAUUUUCAAGUCGGUCUACACUUUGCAGCACCGCAUGGCAAGACCUGAGAAUUUCCAAGAAAUCGAGAAUUAUGUUGUUACCCAUAAUAAACUGUUGGAACAGUGGACGGUAGGCCCCAUUCCGACGAUCGAUGAUGCCGAUGGCGACGGCGAUUUUAAUGAAAGUCUCCCUCCCCGGAGCAUUAGCAAGGGAUUUUCUCUGCAUCCAAGGCACAGAGUGGUAGAGGGCUGGCCACUAGGGAAGUCUUACACGGAUGAAAACGGAGAUUACACAGAUGAGUGGCUGAGAUAUGCGCUCAGAACCGCCUCUUCGGAGCAGCCGAUAGGGGGCGUCUUAGAGAACGUCUGCAUGCUCCCAUUUGCGGAUUUGCAUAGCAUUUCCCCUGAAAGGAUGGAACAAACUGUUAUUAAUUAUUCCGUGCCAUUCAUGGAAAGGCAGAAUUUCAGCAGACUUCGCUGGGUCGUGUGGAGGCCGGUUUCCCACACCGCCAUGGGAGCCCAUCUUCUGUACACAGAAGAUGAGGUCUACCAGUACUGUUUGCUUAACAACUGGUACUUCCCGGACCAUUUCUGCGACGAAGAGGUAGUAUUUGGCAUGCGUCCUGUGGACGAUACAGACUUCUUCAUCAAAAUUAGUGAAUUUUGGAGCUCGUGGAACGAUUGCUGCCUCAGCUGGGAUGCCAAAAACAAACAGCUGUACCUUCUUGAGACGAUACCGGGUCUCCGAUUUCGAAGCCGGCAGAAGUUCCAAGACAGGCACGUUGCACAGAGAUAUUUCCGGAAUCUAGUCGAGGACCAUGCUGCGGGCCGUCUCCAAGACUCUACCAUGCAAGAUUUGCUGGGAGCGGAGCAUUACAACAAGAUAUUCGCUCACUCCCUUCGAUACAUCCCUAGCGAUCAAAUAACGAUCUAUCCGGGUUCAAUUGUCGGCGAGGGCCGAAAUGGAAAGGUCUAUCGAGCGAAAUGGACAAGAUCUGACGGCGUUUUGGCCACGUCACUGCGUGGAGAGACAAUUGAGGUGGCGCUUAAGGAGCUCAAGGCGACAGGCCUGAGCAGGAAAUUUGCUCGAGAAAUGGACCUAACCUACACCAGUCUCGGCGGUAGUAGUGCUGGAUGCGUCGAUUUCUUCGGCAUCUCAAUCAUCUCAGAACCGCAUGCUCCUAUGCAGAGUUUCCGAGCUUCGAGGGACCAAGCCAGGGAGUUCGUCCUCGUAUCCGAGUAUGCAAACGCGGGAAAUAUACGCGACUUCCUUCGCGGCGAAUUCCCCAAGUGCAGCUUUCAAGAAUCAUGGAUCCUCGUCGUGCAGAUGCUCCUUGGCAUUGCGACCGGCAUCCAUACGCUACAUGCACAUGGUGUCAUUCAUAGAGACCUUCACCUCAACAAUAUCCUUGUUACAGAAAAGAUCUUUCCAGAUCAGCCACAAAGCCUCUCAUCCGAGUUUUCUGCCAAGAUAGCGGAUAUCGGCGAAGGACAGCAUAUCGCAGCCACUAGUAUUUUCAAUGCGAGCGUGGAAGCCAGAGAUUUCCAUGCGCCGGAGAUCUUAUACUCGCAGACCUGGAGCCCCGCAUCCGAUGUCUUCGCCUUCGCGGUUGCGGCUUGCAAGAUCCUCGACAUGCGGCAGACGCUCUGUCUGGAGCAGCCUCCGGAGCAUGUGCUCAAGCAAGCCGGUUUGGAUUCUGCCGACGAUGCAAGCUCUGUGCUGCCCGUGAAGCUGCGUCAGAUAAUCGCGGAUGGACUCAAUAGAAACCCCAAGGAGAGGUUGAUAAUCAGCAAGUACGUAGACACCAUUGAGGAUCUUGACAGAGACUUCUAUUCUGACAAAGAGCGGGGCGUGCUUCGAGUAGAUUGGGCCACAUUAGACUGGUGGACUACUCAUGCUGGGGCCUACGAGCGGCCGCCUGUUGGGCGGGAGGACGGUCAGACAUGGAGCGCAAUAAGUGAUGCAACCUGA